Messenger RNA from Hylaeus volcanicus, 1264 nucleotides. RefSeq names its product general transcription factor IIF subunit 2 (gene TfIIFbeta). Gene Ontology annotation, cellular component: transcription factor TFIIF complex. The record is from RefSeq and is a predicted model, not a curated record. The coding region runs from base 403 to 1224 and encodes 273 amino acids. The transcript is spliced from 6 exons. Lineage: Eukaryota; Metazoa; Arthropoda; Insecta; Hymenoptera; Colletidae. Gene Ontology annotation, biological process: transcription initiation at RNA polymerase II promoter; transcription by RNA polymerase II.
AGAAUUUCAUGUAUUUUUCUAUAAUGGCGAUACAAUCUCGAAAAUCUGCAAUCAUUGCUUUGAAACCGUUGCUUUCAAUUUUCAGUUGCUUUAUUUCUACGUGAAGAAUACCGUUUUGAUAACACGUAUAAAUUGUAACCUAAACGUUAAAUAUUCGAUGUAAACAUAGAUACGGAUAGAAAGUACAAUUGUAAAAUAAUUAUCCAGAUUGCUUCCUUUGAAGGGAGAAUAAUUGACAUUUGUUAUUCUGCAUUCCUUAAAAGUAUUUUUAUGAAAUAUAAAGGAGUUCACAAUAUAUAAAUAUAUCAAACAUUGCAAGUAAAUACAGUCUUCUUUAUUUCACAAGACAGCACCCGACUUCUUUAGCAAUCGUUCUUUAAUAGAAAUUGAUAGAAAUAAAUCAUGUCUGCGAGUACUUCUUCUUUCCACACAGAAAAAGAAUUAGAUUUAAGUAACGCUGGCAGAGGUGUAUGGCUAGUCAAAGUGCCUAAAUAUAUCGCGAAUAAAUGGGAGAAAGCACCUGGGAAUAUAGAAGUUGGAAAAUUAAAAAUAACUAAAAACCCUGGUCAAAAGGCUGAGGUAUCUCUCAAAUUAUCAGAGGCUGUCUUAGCCUUAAAAGAAGCCGGAGAAGAAGAAAUUCCUAAACAACAUAGAUUAGAUGUUACAACAGUAACAAAACAAAUGUUAGGUGUAUUUUCUCAUGUUAUGCCAUCGAAUAACUCUGAUUCUAUUGUUCCUGAAACUGAAAAGCUUUACAUGGAAGGGAGAAUUGUACAAAAAUUAGAAUGUCGACCAUAUGCUGAUAAUUGUUACAUGAAGUUGAAAUUACAAAGCAUUAAGAGGGCUUCUGUACCGCAAAGGCAGGUUCAACAAUUGGAUAGGGUGGUUCAAAAUUUCAAGCCUGUUUCUGACCAUAAACAUAAUAUUGAAUAUGCAGAGAAGAAGAAAGCUGAGGGUAAAAAGAUGCGAGAUGAUAAGGAUGCAGUAUUGGAUAUGUUGUUUGCAGCAUUUGAAAAACAUCAGUAUUAUAACAUUAGAGAUCUUGUGAAAAUUACAAGACAACCAAUUGUAUAUUUAAAGGAAAUAUUAAAUGAAGUUUGUAACUAUAAUCUAAAAAAUCCUCAUAGAAAUAUGUGGGAGUUAAAGCCUGAGUAUCGACAUUACAAAGAAGAGGAAAAACCGGAAGGUUCUCAAAAAAAAGCUGAUGAGUCGGAUGAUGAUUAAUUGAUGAUAUUUGUAUAUACGCUUAUUUCUUUUUUGUUUA